GAGUAAAAUCCAUUCUCAUCAAUUAGUCUGUCUCGAUACAGCUAGCUAGUAUUGUAAACGUAUGGCGCUACUACAACUAGCUAUUUAGUUAUCUAGUUAAAUCCAAUUGUUACAACAUGACACGCAAAAGUACAUGAUACAAGUACAUCAUUUUAGACGACACCGAGUUCAACGUUGUUUCCGUUUACUGUUACCAGAGAAACGCGCUGCCCAAUCAAAAGUCGUUUAGUAGGGACCUUCGACUCAGUAACCAAUCUAAUCCCGCAUUGUUGUAAAAAUUAGCCAGUUGAAACACAAACCUAGCGAUUUGAAACUGUCAAGAUCAACAAGUUGAUAACACAAAACAAACGCAAGACGAAGGCAGUUCGAUUUACUCCAAAGCACCAAGAUGUCCUCAGAUGAAGGGGAUCCGAGCAGUCCAGUUCUGCCAGGGGACUCAGAUCAGGGCAGCUCGGUCUCCUCUGAGCUGCAGGAUGAAUAUGAAGAACUUCUCCGCUACGCAGUGGUCACUCCUAAGUAUGACCCACAGCCUGCCACUCAACUGCAGCUUCUAAGUGCCUCACAACUGUCUGCGGAUGGACGGAGUUCCCGUGGAAAUGAUGACGCGAGGUCCCAUGGCUCAGCAGGCUCAGUUUCUGAAGCUGAAGAUGGGAGACGCUCUAGCAGGGGAGUGAGGUCAGCACGGGCCUCUCCUUUUAUGGUGGAGCCCAGGGCACACUCACACACAUUUGAGGGUAAUGAAGAGAUGGCUGGCAGGUCAUCUGUUGUCUCAGACGCCCACUCAGACAGACUGCCGACGCCGUCGGAGAGCUCCAGACACGGCAGUCCAGACCCCCUGGUCACCGUGGUGACAGAGAUGUUUGUCUCUGAGGAGAACCUGAACAAGAUGGAGAACCUCCUGGACACGUGGAGCGACAAGCUCAAGGCCAACGUGCUGAUGGAGCUGAGGAAGUGGAAGCUGGCCUUCAUGGAGCAGCACAAGCUGGAGGUGAGGAAGGAGAGGGAGAAGCAUGCUGCCUGUAUAGCAGGCCUCACUGCAGAGAUGGACAGCCUGAAGGAACUGCUCCACACCUACGAGACCUCCAACCAGAGGAAGGACGAGGUGAUAGUGAACCUGAGCCAGGCUGUGGACAGACAGAGGGAGAGGCUGGAGCUGAUGAGGACCUUCACCCACUGGAGACUGCAGCACAGCGAAGCCAGGGAGCAGGCCCACAGUACCCGGCUGGCAGAGCAGCACUACCGUCUGCAGCUGAAGAGGAAGGUGUGGGCAGGCUGGCACAACCUGGUCGAGGGGAGCUGGAAGGAGAAGGUGGAGAAGGCGUGCCGCGCCCGGGCAGAGGAGGUCUGUGUGCGCCUGUCAGCUGGCUAUGAGGACAAGAUGGCAGAGCACGUGGAAGCGCUGGAUGCUGCCCAGGCUGAGAUCCAGAGGCUGCACUCCGAGAGGGAGCGUUACGAGGAGUCCAUGAAGAAGGCCUUUAUGAGGGGCGUGUGUGCCCUCAACAUGGAGGCUCUCAGCAUGUUCCACGCUGGGGAGGGACGAGCGGAGCACGACCUGCACGAUGCUCCGCCCCCUCGGGAUGAUCCUGGCACCGGCUCAUUGGCCCAUCUCCAGCAAAGGCCUGCCUCCUCCACUCGGUUCAGCCCAGUCCACUUUGACCCCCCUGUACCACCGUCCCAGAGUGACACAGAGGAGACAGUGGGUUCCAAUGUCCCAGCCUCCAGAGUUGAGCUGUUCCCCUCCACCACAGUGGUCCACAGCACCCUACCACCAGGGGGCACUGCAAGCUCCCACAGACAGGUCAGUACACGGGUGAUCACAUCGGGUCAACAGAAAGCCUCCAAAACCGUGACCGCUCGCAUCACGGCACGCGCCGAUCUCCGUGCUCCCAGCUCCGUACGUGCUCCCAGCAACCUCCAGGUUAUGGGUGUGGCUCCUCCCAUGAGCUCUGUCAUCGUGGAGCGCCAUCACCCCGUCACACAGGUACACCAUCAUCACCAGCUCACGGUGGGUCAGGCCACCGCAGCUAAGUUCCCCCGCUCCUCUCAGGGGCGGGGGAACUCUCAGCAGGGCCAGGGCCCCUACAGCAGCAAGAGUUCCUCCAGAACACACUCAGCCUACCACGUACACUCUAUCAAAGUGGUUGAGUAAACACACACACAUUCAACAUUAUCACCUAUGGUUCACAUAGGAAAAUUCCACUACCUUAUAUGCAAAUACAAGUAGUCUUCCCGUACAUGACUUGGACAUGGUGAUACAUGUGCACAAUUGAAUAUUCCCAAAUAUUCUACACAUACGUAACCACACACACACACACGUUCACUACUAUGAGAGAACGAUGAAGGACCUGAACCAUUUCUGUGAGAACUAAGUUUAGGAUUACAGAAAAUAAUUUUUCAAAUGCAAUCAAUAAACAUGAUAACACUCUGGAAUGGAAGGUAGAAUGGUGACGGAUGGAACCGGCUUGUCUUUUCACAGCAUUUGGAUAAUGACCUUUUCACUAGUUUUACUUCUUAUUGUGAAUGACUGUUUUUGUAUUUUCUUCUGUUUUUUUUAUUUGUUGUUUUUAAAUGAUGGAAAGUCAGUCUCUUGACUGUUGUGUGAAAUCGCAUAUUUGAAAUAAUAUUGCGUUGAUGAUGUGUUGAGAACAACACUUGUGGUCAAGUUUUCAGGACUGUAUCAAGGCCAUUUGUUCAUGUUUUGGUCAAAAUCUGCACUAUAAUCUUUCACAGUAAAUUCUUGAACAUGAAUAAAACAUGAAUUACAAAUAUUCUCAGAAUAAUAAACCAUUCCCUAAUUAGAUGUACAGUUGAAGUUGGAAGUUUACAUACACUUUAGCCAAAUACAUUUGAACUCAGUUUUUCACAAUUCCUGACAUUUAACCCUAGUAGAAAUUCCCUGUCUUAGGUCAGUUAUG
Messenger RNA from Oncorhynchus gorbuscha (pink salmon), 2915 nucleotides. RefSeq names its product POC5 centriolar protein homolog (Chlamydomonas) (gene poc5). The transcript has 13 exons. The record is from RefSeq and is a predicted model, not a curated record. Gene Ontology annotation, cellular component: centrosome. The coding region runs from base 389 to 2149 and encodes 586 amino acids. Lineage: Eukaryota; Metazoa; Chordata; Actinopteri; Salmoniformes; Salmonidae.